Messenger RNA from Cylicocyclus nassatus, 574 nucleotides. The record is from the annotation of a GenBank genome assembly. Lineage: Eukaryota; Metazoa; Nematoda; Chromadorea; Rhabditida; Strongylidae.
AUGGGCGGAUCGAUAGUGGGCAGCGACGGGUAUAUAAGCUGCUCGGUCGCCGUAGAACCUCAUUCGCCUCUCCUCUUCAAUAGCGCGAUACCGCCGAAGAAGGUUGUGAACAUGACUAUGACUGAUCCAAAUCCUUCUAUACUAUUGGUUCCGAAUCAAACGUUGAGUAGAGACUGUAAGGUGAAUCUAUGUCAAGAUAAGAGAUACGCUUAGCGGGCACUCUUUCUCAAUCAAUCACCCUCUCAUCAUCUAAGUGUAGGACGUUGGGCGAUAAGGUUCGCCCUGGUACCCGUCAUGACUACUGAUGAUUCGAAAGAUGAGUAGAGAUGUCCGCAAAGGCUUCAGUUCACCUUCAAACCUGCUGGCUAUCCCCUGAUGAAGAAAAUUUUUCACGCUUCAUAUGUAGGAAACGAAAAUUGUGAGAAGAGCAUAUUGUAGGUAUGAUAGUGGAAGAAAAAUGGAUAAAUGAUAAUGUAUAACCGGUAAAAAAAGAGAAAGUAUUAUUUUUUGAGUGCAUGAGAAACAUUGUCUCUCAUUGAAGGUUAAUUAUUAAAAAAUAAAUAAGAUUUGGAUA